Messenger RNA from Mercurialis annua (annual mercury), 659 nucleotides. Its product is annotated as pterocarpan synthase 1-like. The coding region runs from base 105 to 656 and encodes 183 amino acids. NCBI's taxonomy places the organism in Eukaryota, Viridiplantae, Streptophyta, Magnoliopsida, Malpighiales, Euphorbiaceae. The transcript has a single exon. The record is from RefSeq and is a predicted model, not a curated record.
AUCUUAUCUUCUGCUACAAUUGGAUUAGGUAGCCAAAACCACAAUCUGUGUAUUUUAAAGUCCAAGACAACCCUCUCAUAAUUUGGAAAAAACAUAGUCCGUACAUGAUGCUCUGCAGAAUCAUAUUCUGCACAGCAGUUAUCUUAGCAAUACUAUCAGUAAUUCUAUUAGCAUUAUUCUCUCCGAAACCUCAUAACUUAUUAUCAUCGAAAGACACGAAUAGGCCGUGGCUAGCACUCUCACUCUACGUGCAGCAACCUCAAAUCUCGACUUCAAGCUCAAUCCCGCACCAGCUAACACCAUCAACUGACGCAGGAGCGUUUGUCUUUCAUCAUUCACUUACGGAGGGUCCGGAAAAUACGUCAAGAAUCAUCGGAAAGGCUCAAGGAUUCAUAAUACCACUUGAACAUUUUGCACGCUCGGCUUUUAAUGUUAUUUAUCUUACAUUUAAUACUAAGCGUUAUUCGGGCAGCUUAAGCGUGCAGGCAAAGCAUAUUGCACAUAUGGAUAGAGAAGAACUUACGGUUAUUGGAGGAACCGGGUCGUUUGCAUUUGCCCGCGGCGUUGCAGUUUUUGCACAAUCCGAUGAAUUGUCUAUUUACCAUGUAAAGCUUCAGCUUAAUUUUCCUAAUCGAUCUCAUACGAUUCCUGGGUGACAA